GCCGGAUCACGGUGGUCCAUACGACCGAUUCGCGUUUAAAUUUCACUAGCGGCCGCGUGUUCGCGAAACUGUCAAUCAGUGACGUUCGUCGGUCGGUCCACUGCGAUGCGUUUCACGCGCGAAAUCAAUCUCGACUGAGAAGUAUCGAAUCGCAAUUUCGAGGUUAUCCACCUUAAUCGAGAAUCGAUAUUUACAGUAAUCCCAUCCCGAUGGUUUCGAAUUGCCUAUUGGUAAGUGUGAUACAAUAUGGUGGACUAGAAUCGCGCGCGAUGAUAACGCGGAAAUUUAACCUAGAAUAUCGAUCGAGUAGAUCCGUGUACGACUAGGACCAGUUAGACGUACACGUGAAUCCUUCGUUGGGACGGUGUGUUAUCGUGUAGAAUACUUUGCAAGGAGUGUCGUCGUCGAGCGGGAUUGUCUUCUGGAAUUGAUCGAAGCAUGAUUAGUAACUAAUUUUGACGACAACGCCGUUCGGAUUUGUGACACGACUAUAGUGUGCGCAUAUAGUCUAUGUAUACGUGUGUGUAACCGUGUACGUGUGUGUGUUUACAUUGAAUCAGUGCUCGUUGGCAACAUCAUGAUCCGUCGACGUGAGUGCGAUCGAGUACUCUGGAGUGCUACCGAGGGUGUUUCUAGUGCAAGCUUCGGGGUUGCCGUCUGCGUGUGGGUUUCGAGAUGCGUUCUGUGGUGCAUCAGCCACGAGUAACUGCAAUUGGAGGCCGGUGUAGCCGUAUAUAUACCGGUAACUUGGCCACGAGUGAGCGUAGUGUGCCGACUAACCGCUGGAGUAAUUAAUCCGACGUAUGUGCGGACAGACAUCCUCGUUUCUCUACGCAGAGUCAAUCACUGACGUCGAUUCAGAAUCUAGGACUCGUCGUUUGAUUACAGCCUCGAAAGAUUAGAGUCUUGAUUGGAAUUUGCUUGAUACAUAGAGAAUAAUGACAAUCGAUGGAAAGAUAACCGAAGGGCACAAACGUAAACGACAGAAUCAAAAUCACUGACAAGUUAAUCGCGUGAGAACGAUUAAUCAUUAAACAGAGAAAAAAAAAUAUAUAUAUAUAUAGAGAGAGAGAGAGAGAGAGUGAUAUUCAAGAACAAUGUUCCAAUUCCUUCACGCAUAGCUAAACAGAUUCGAUCUACCGCUUAUGCAGCUGCAAAACAUCUAUAUUACCGGAUCAGCAGACGACUUCACUCUACGUCGCAUUUCGAACGAGGAGAUUAAUUAAAAUAGAAAAAUACAAGUUUCGGUAUUGACAAACUCGUCGAUAUUGACACGGUACUGUUGCACAGAAUUGAUGUUUCGUGUUGAUAAACAUUGUCUGUUACUGCGACGCGCACCGGUGUUUAUGUCUUUUUCAGUAAGUAACCGACUGAUCGUCGACCGCGCGCCUAUCGUACCAUCCGACGUCAGUCGCUUAUCGCAAUCGAAACAAUGUAUCGUAUCGAAGAUUAAAGCCAGUACGUUAUGCGCAUCGUUUAAGCGACGCGUUCGAAAUAAGUGCACGAUGCAGAAAUAAUUCGAUCGAUCUACGAAAAUAUUUCCGACAACAUUAUAUCCGACAAAGUCGUGCAGUGUUUUUAUCUUGACGUUCUGCGCAUCACGUGGUUUCUCGCCAGGAAAAAAAGACAUUCUUCUUGACUUUUCGUUAAGUUAAUUAACCGGCGAGCAACGUUCAUCGACGUCCAUAUUUGAAAGUUGCUGAACACGUAUCUUGGCGGACAAAGUAAAUGAACGACGCCGAUUACCCGAAUAGAUAAUUAAUCAGGACCAAGCGAAAGGAGGCAUUCGUUCUGCACGACCAAUCAUCGGCCCGAUGUCCUGAUCACCUUACAGUGUAUACAUCAUUCAGCUCGAUUGGAAUGGAACGUCUUAAUUAAUAAUCACGCGAACCUAUUGAAAUUCGUGUGCCGUUUCGCAUAUUAAGAGGGGCAAUUAAAGAAAAAAGGAGUAAUUAAAGAAGCAAGGCGAACGAAGAAAGGGCCAGAAACGGAACGUGGAAUCUGCAAGUGGACUUGGCCGACCUCAUCGUCUACUUUUUACCUCGUUUCGCGAACACCGAAAAAGAGUUCUCACACCGCACGCGAGAGGGACCUUAGACACGCACGCACGCAUUCACGCACCCCUUUCGAGGGAAGAACUCGAGAAGCAGAAAAACCCCGUGCCCUCGGUCAUCUCGAUUUUUUCGUGGUUUUUUCAAUCCUGUCCAGUGGCCAGUUUUGCUGUUCGUAUCGUGGAAUUGCUGCACGCCGACCGAAGACACCCGUCAACGACUCGGGACUAGCCGGACGCAGCAACGAAAAAUUGCGCGUAGUCGGAGCUCGGAACUUCACGAUGGAGUGCCGCAAGGGUCGACGGAAAGGUCUACUCAGUGGCCUGGUGUUUGCGUGGCUCCUAACCAGCGGUUGUACCGUCGCGGCGCGAAAUAUAGAUAGGUACGACACCGCGUACGCCUGCGAGGGCAAGACCCUGUGGAUUGAGUGCGGCGAGGGAAAGCUGAUCCACCUCAUACGUGCGAACUAUGGAAGGUUCUCGAUAACGAUAUGCAACGAGCACGGAAACACCGAUUGGAGCGUGAACUGCAUGUCACCGAAAUCCUUUCGGGUGCUGAACAGCGAGUGCAACGACCAGCAGAACUGCAGCAUUGUUGCAUCGACGCUGCAAUUCGGCGAUCCCUGUCCCAACACGCACAAGUACCUCGAGGCGCAUUAUCGUUGCCUGUCCGCGGCAACAACCACCACAACGUCCCGUCCGAGUCCUCCGUGGAUCAUGGCUUCUCAGCCAAGCGUUUGGAGCACGGCUAAGCCGACUGUCAGGCCUCCCUCGAGGAUUACGACACCCCAGGCUCAACAACCGCCGCAGCCGCCAGCACCGUCCACCCCGACGCUCCCAAUAACCACCACGCCAAGUCCCACGUCGACGAGGUCACCGGUCGAUACGGAGGUCCUCGAAGUGGACCAAGACUUAAUAUCUCCUGCAAACGUUCCGUCUGCGAAUGUACCAGCGGUGCCUCCGAUUGUUCCUGAAACCACUCAGGCCACAACCACGUCGACCUUUGCUCCUUGGAGAACGAGUCGAAGGACCACUGUGCCGAGCACGCUGUACCCAGAGUCCAGCUCGAAUGGCCAAUGGUACGACUACGGUAGACAAGUGUGUCCCCCGGUGAUAGCCAGGAACCUGUCGUGGAACACGACCAGAGCUGGCGACGUAGCUGUUCAGAGUUGUCCAGGCGGUGCUAACGGUUUGGCGCGUUGGAGAUGCCUGGCCAGAGCAGACACGGCCUUCUGGCAUCGAGACAGUCCGGAUCUGAGCGAGUGUCGCUCCGUUUGGCUCACCACGCUAGAGAACAGGGUAACAGAAGGCGACGUGAUCCUCGGAAUCAGUCGAGAAUUAUCGCAGGUGACGAACAACAGCAGAGGUCUCUAUGGUGGCGACAUGAUGAUCACGACUAAGAUCAUCAAGAAUAUGGCGGAGAAGAUGGCACAAGAUAUAAGGACGUACCAAGACGCGAAUCAGAGGGAGGUCAGCGUGACCGAGCUGCUGCAAGGUGUCGUGAGGACGGGCAGCAAUCUGCUUGACAAGGCGCAAAUGGCGUCUUGGAAGGAUCUCAGCCAUCAGGAGCAGAUGAGAGUCGCGACCUCUUUAUUGAUCGGACUCGAGGAGAACGCGUUUUUGUUGGCCGACACGCUGAUGCACGAGAAAACGAUCACUCAUGAGGGAAGGAACAUACUAAUGGAAGUACGCGUCCUGGAUGCCCGGAAUAUCGGCGAUGAUCUAGAAGUGUUCCCGACGGAGGCAGCUCAACAGAGAUGGGCAGCUUCGAACGAUCGUGUCGAGUUAACCAGAGGAGCUUUGCUGGAGAACAGCGAGGGUGGCAUUGUCCGUUUGGUCUUCAUGGCCUUUGACAGGCUCGAGGAGAUCUUACAGCCGCAAGCUGAGGUAUCAUCGUUAGUCAUGAACGACGACCCUCAGCCAUUGCCGAAAAGGAACACGACCAGGCUUCUAAAUAGUAAAGUGAUCUCCGCGUCUUUGGGCAAAGGAAGGCACAUACAGCUCAGCGAGCCUGUCAGAGUCUAUUUCAAGCAUCUGUCCAUUGAGAACGUCACCAAUCCGACUUGUGUGUUCUGGGAUUACAUCUUAAGUGCUUGGUCAGAGGAGGGUUGUGAAAUACGAAAAACCAACGAAACUCACACAGUAUGCGAGUGCAACCAUCUUACAAAUUUCGCCGUUCUAAUGGACGUGCACGCCGUCAGAUUGGAUAUUGCUCAUCAAGUCGCGUUGCAGAUCAUCACCUAUAUCGGCUGUAUCAUUUCCGUGGUUUGCCUGGUUCUGGCAAUUUUGACCUUCCAAUUAUUUCGCGGACUAAAGUCGGAUAGAACAACCAUCCACAAGAAUCUGUGUGUGUGCUUGCUGAUCGCGGAAAUUUUAUUCGUUUGCGGAAUCGGACAAACGAAUCAGAGAAUUAUCUGCGGUAUCGUCGCUGGAUUGUUGCACUUCUUUUUUCUUUGUGCAUUCGCCUGGAUGUUCCUCGAAGGGUUUCAAUUAUACGUCAUGCUGAUCGAGGUGUUCGAAGCAGAAAAAUCAAGGCUACGCUGGUAUUAUCUAGUCGCCUAUGGUGCUCCGUUGCUGGUCGUAGCCAUUUCUUGUAUAAUCGAUCCUCUGAGUUACGGUACCGAUCGAUAUUGCUGGCUACGAGCGGAUAACUACUUCAUAUUCAGCUUCGUUGGACCAGUGAUACUCGUUAUACUGGCAAACUUGGUAUUCCUAUCGAUGGCGAUUUAUAUGAUGUGCCGGCACGCAAACACGACCGUAGCGAUGAAGAGUAAGGAGCACUCUCGAUUGGCCAGCGCAAGUGGAAAGGAAGAGAAUGCUCUUCCCAACAAAUUGCAAGCGCACUUGGCAUGGCUGAGAGGAGCGAUCGUCUUAGUAUUUCUACUGGGACUCACCUGGACCUUCGGGCUUCUCUACUUGAACCAAGAAUCCGUCGUGAUGGCGUACAUCUUCACCAUAUUGAAUAGUCUGCAGGGGCUGUUUAUCUUUGUGUUCCAUUGCGUUCAGAACGAGAAGGUGAGGAAGGAAUACAGGAAGUUCGUGCGCCGUCACUCCUGGCUGCCCAAGUGCCUCAGGUGCUCGAAGACGGUGGCCGGAAGCUCCGGCGGCUCUUCCGGUACCAGCGGCGGCGCCGGUGGUGCUAACGGAGGCAAGGACUUCGCCUCUCACAACACCUCGUCGAAUCCGUCGGCGCCGACGACCGAUAGCUCCGGAUUGUCGCCGCACGCCGCCUCCAAUUACUUGGCGUCCGGUCGAAGCUGGGCGAUUGUCGAUAGGCAGCCGGCAGUUACAGUGCCACGUGAAUCCUCUCCAACAGAGGCUCACAUCGUGGCCACCCUGCCAUACGCCCGUCACGCCUUCUUACCCUCAGCUCCUAAUAUCCCCAAAUCUGCCACCGCCACUUGGGGCCACCUUAACAAAAACCUCAUGUGGAAGAACAUUUCUUUUAAAUCGUAUUCCCGUGACUCCGGCCAUGGUGGCUCCGAGCAAGAAGACUCGCCUAGGACGCACAAUACCCUGACCCUGGGACACUCCGGACGAAACCGCGGCGCGAGAGGAAUGAACGAGAACAACGAGAUGAGCGGCAACAGGACUACCGGAGGCGGCGGUGGUGGCCGAAGGACUGCGAUACCGUACAAACAUAAAUACACGGAGAUCAUGGACGGUCGUAGUAACGGACCAGCUCAUCAUCAGCUGCACGCCCAUCACGGUCAACACGUACAUCUUCCGCGGGAUUUGACGAACGAGGACGAACCAGUUUACGAAGAGAUCGAGCGCGGCGGUGGCGGCGGCGGCGGCGGUGAGAUUCAAGUAUCGGACAUGUCCGACGAGGACGGCAGAAGGCAAAGCGACAUGAGCAGACAAUCGUCGAGAAGUUACGGCGAUCACAGACCGCUGAUCCCAUACUCGCCGGCCACCGAUAGAAAUCUGAUGCAUUACGGGCAAACGUUGACGGACCGUGGCGGCGGAGGAAAUAUCCAUUGUGACGCGUCAGAGUACAGUCCUGCGUUCGAGAGGACCCUGAACACUUGCUGGGAGAAGCUACGAAAGCAGCAAGCAUGGUACGAACGUGGCGAGCUGCCCCGACUUCCGGCCAGUUACGGUAUACCGCCUCAGCCAGAUCACACGAGAACAGUCGCGGUUCUAGAUGGACACACGGUCGUCUGUCAUCUGCAGCCGCAGACGGACAUGUAUACCGGGCGCGGAAUGCCACCGCCUUCCUACAGCGAGUGUUAGAACGCUCUCCACUGGCAGGAUCCUGUCGUCCUCUUCGUCUUCCUGCACGAGGACGAUGGAUGCGCUCCUUGCUGUCGAGACGCCGCGUCUCGUGGCCAUCGACGAAGGAACGAUCGAAGCAACGCGUAGUUCGUGAAUGUUAUAGGGUCGCGUCCUCAACACGCGAAGUUUGAGAUAUCGUCGAUGACUACGACGAUGGCGAUCUUCUGUUUAACGCGACGUGUACGGUGGUUCCUCACUGAAGAAAACCAUCACACACCGGGACAACCGACGCGUCUCGAGCUACGUUCGACCGGAUGAACGAGUUGCGAACGAUGACAACGCGUCUCUAGCUCAAACAUGAACGCGACUGAUCGACCUGGAGCCCGAUAAUUGCCGCGUUCUAUAGCCAUAAGCGGGCCGAUCUACGAGGAUGGCCCCGAACCUCCUUUGUUGUGUUUCCAUAUCCGUUUACUCGGGAAUUGCGUGCAACCAAUGGCGAAAGUCCACGCGAAACGGACGUGUCUGUCGUCUCCAGAACUAGAACCGUGCGAAUGUGUGACGAAACGUCGAAGAUCUGUGUACGAUAGCGUGAAUUAUUCGAUACGGACCUCUUGUUGAAGUUAAUCGAUCGUCGUUGUACCGUCGAAGCUGUGCUCGGCUUUUUCGGAUUGGCUCACUGACAGAGUGGAAAAUACGAUGUCGUACGGAAAACGAUAAAACGUGACGAGUCCUCUUAGAUUGCUAAGAUUUUGCUAGGAGAACGCUUACAGAGCUCGAGGUUUCGAGGUACACGUGCCGAUUGUAAACGACUCGAACGAGAAGUCAUCGUGUAUAUGCUCGUAAGUAAGUGUAACGAUAUCAGAGCGAAUUAAUUUCCUUGCGUUCUUCGGGACGAUGUUCUCGUUCGUUGUCGAUCGUAUCCUCGAAGCCUGUUCUCGUACGCGUUGAGAAAUCGAGAGAAGAUUUUCUCCUCGAUCGUUUCGUCGAUGCUGGCUUUGCUCGUUAACGAAAGUGAUUCGUGGAUAAUAUGAAAAAUAACAGACAUAUCGAGAUCGAAUGGGGAAAGGUUUGGCCGCGGGGGCGUGAAAAUUCGUUCGUUAACGAGUGUCGAACCAACGAGAAUUCGAUUUGAAUCCCCGAAGGAAAUCGGCGACGACUCGAUAAAGGAAUCUGAAGCCCGUGUUUCCUUGCAAACGUCUCCGCUUUCAUCGAACCGGAGAGCAGCGACAUAUCGCAGGUGCGCUGAUCGAUAAACGACCUCGCCACGGAACGUAGAAGAAAACUAAAGUUACUUAAUAAUCGAUCAACGCUUACUUCGAUUAAUCACUAUCGCGUUACAUUAGUCGCAUCGUAGAGUUACUUCUAAAGUCUUAAGACUGCUUUCGUGAAAAAUUCCGUGCGACACGAUCUGUCAAAAGAUGCAGACAGUAUCUUCGCGAGAUAGAAGGAAAAAGAAUCUUCGAGUUCCGGAGAAGAAAGGGACGCGCGUGUUCAUUUCGAACGAGUUUCGAUGAUUGAAAACUUGAAUUUUCUACCCGGGCAAAGGUAGAGCCAGCGGUUAAAAUUACCUUUAUCGGUCGUCCCAGCCAGCUCCUCAAUGUAUAUUGCUUUGGAACGUUACGUUUUAGUCCCAGAAUGUUAUUUUUAUAAAUAAAAAAAAAUUAUAUAUAUAUAUAAAUGUAUAUGUAUGUAUACAGUAACGAUAUUAUAUUUAUAUAUAUAUAUAUACAUAUAUAGAAAAUACGAAGAGAGAGAGAGAGAGAGAGAGAGAGAAGGUGGGUGAGAGUUGUACGAAACAAGUAUAUAUAUAUAUAUAUAAAUAUAAAUAUAAAUAUAUAUAUAUAGUGAUACAAAGCGAUUUUCCGAGCGACGUGGAAAAAGCGAAGAAAACUUAGUCACUGUUUUUUACUAUUUUUUAAAGAACAAAAAGGUAUAUGUCGUAACCGCGUAAUCUAAUAUGUAACUAAGGGAACCCGCGCGCUAUUUAUUUUUUAUCAUCCGUGAGUGUUAUCUAAUGUGUAAUUAGCGGUCGUAUCGAGAUCGACGAUCGGCGACGCGCGAUCGUUCGAAUAUAAUUACGGAUCGAAGAUGAUCGUAUCGAAACGAGAUAGAUCGAACGAAUCGUCGUCGUUCGGUGGUCGAAUCGAUCGACGACAUUUUCUGCUUGCAAAGAAGAUCCAUCGUCGACGAGCGUAAGCGUAUAUAUUAGACGAACGAACGUCGAGCUCUGAAACACGUCACCAAUGGCUCGAUGUUCGUUUCCCGGAACAUUCGACUUCCUCAUCUGACUUCUCCAUUUCUAACUGGAGAAAGAUAUGUUGGAUUGACUAAUUGACGAGACAAGGUUCUUCUUUUACCAAGCUUUUGUUCUUUAAUUGUGUUAUUACGGUUAUACGCAAACGGAAACCUGUUAAAUUAUGUUUAAAUUGAUCGAAGUUUAAAUUUGCCUAAACGAGAAAGGGCGCACGCGAACACAGUGAAUUCAAUAUAGUCUUUCUCUCGGUUGAACAGCGUUUCGUCGUUUCCUUUUUCUUUAAUUUAUUUCUCUGCUCAGCCGGGCCGGCCGUGAUCCUUCUUUCCGGCAAAUCGUACGUUAAGACGAAUAAAUCUAUAGGCGAAUUAUUAAAAUAGCGAUAAACAGCGUUUUAAGGGUACCAGCGUAGCUAUAUUAAGCGUUACGAACGUUUCCUCCGAUUUCUAUGAAACGUAAUUGCUCACUCUGGCAUCGCGUGAAAACCCGUUCGCGGUUAUCUUGGUUUUUCCUGUUUAGAAGACCCUUCGCACAAGCGUAGCUUGAGAUGACAGUCAAGCAUCUGAAAACCGUUUCUGUCCACGAUGUUAAAGGUAGAACGAAAAUGUGUAACCCUAUCGAGUAUGUGUAUAUAUAAUUUCCAACGCCAUGAAAAUUCUGCCGUCUCGUUUCUUGCCCGUAGCGAAUAAAUACGUGAAGUCUGUACGCGCGUUUCUCGGUCGUCGCGUAUCGAAUCGUCGCCGUUCGACAACCAACCGUGUAUCCCAGCGUCGACAAUUUCGCACGCUUUCCUCGACAUUUUUUCGUUCCACUUUUACAUUCCCUCGUCGUCACGAUAAGCAACAACCAACCGCGAGAUAUCAUUUUCCGACAAUUACAGAGCAACGUACCGAGUAUUGCAAAAAUCAAACUGUAUCGAAUUGGAAUCGAGAUACGCGGACAAGCCUGAACGAUAUCAGAAAUGAAGAUCGGACUCGCGUUGUUUCACGUCUAAAACUCUCGUGCGGUUGCUCUUAGACUUUAACAAAUUUUACGGUACGUUACGGUGCGCGACGACGUUCUACGUUUUAACUCGUUAAGAUUUUAUUUCUCGACGCGCGCUCCGGUGAACGCGAAUCACGGAAGCGCAUGUUACAUUUUUCGAAACGCGAUUGUUAAAUCCCGUGAUUCCAAGGCGAAUUAAAGGGACGAAAGGUUUUUGUAUCCCUCGACGAUUGUGUCGUCGCGUCUCGCGAACGUCCUCCAACGCUCUGUCCACGACGCGGCGGUGCUUAGUUCUAUGAAUUUUUGUACAAGCGAAAGGUCUUGCCCACGGAACGACUAUUAUCGGAUAUAAUCGUAAACGCAGCUACAUUCCAUCCGUUCGACUUAUCGUAAUUGAAAGAGAUAAGGGGAUAAAAGGGUGUACGAGCCAAGUAGACGGGAACAACUUCGAGCGCAAACGUGCCUGGUGAAUAGGCAAUCGAUUUACGAAUUUACGUAAUUUUCCGUCUGUCUUCUUUUUCCUUCUUUUUUAAUUGUCUUUCCUUUAUUCCUUUUCUUUUUUUUCUUCUCUCUUUAUUUUCUAAGCAUCGACAACGGCGUAACCGGCGGCCACAGAAAGGAAAGAAGACGCACUGGUUUAAGAGAUUGUUGCGCGCGAAAGAGGAGAGUGAGAGAGAUAGAAGCAUUAUCAUUGGGAAAUUCUCGAAAUGAGGUGUACAUAAUGUAAAUAGGGCUUUGUACAUGUUGAACACGUUGUAAUGUAAAUGGAAAAGAGAGAGAGAGAGAGAGAGAGAAUUAUGUGUGCAUGAGGAAAUGAGAGAAAGAGGUAAAGAACGAAAGGGGAAGAGAGAGAGAAAGAGAGAGAGAGAGAGAACAAGAAGGAGGCGACCGAGACGAUCGAUGUGAAAACAGAAAAGAAUACAUUUAGAUAAGACAAGUUAUUAGUAAGUAGUGGAUAUUACAAUGACUAUUAUCGUGAUGGCGGACGCGUGACGCGAUUUAACUUAAGUCCCAAGCGUAAUUAGUUAAUGUGUAAAUAAAUUAAGCGAGGAAGUAAAACAAACAAAAAAAAAAACAAUAUUAAAUGAGAGCCCAAGUAAUCUUUGGAUAUUUAUAAACGAACUCCACUAAAGAGAAGUAAACGACAAAUGAAUAAAAGAACAAACAAAAAAAAAAGAGAGAAGAAAGGACGAUAAAUAUGUAGGUUCGAUAAGAGAAGGAGGGAAUGUAAAAAGAAAAAAAUAAUAUGAAUUCAAGCACUCGUCCCGUGCGUUAGGUUACUGUUACUUGAACGAAUGGAAAGUCAGGAGAAAGGAACAAACGAAGAACACGAACGUUAGACAAAAGCGGAAGAGAGGGGAAAAAAGAUUGGAGAAAAGAAGGGGAAUGAUUAAGAAUGAAAAUGUGCAAGCAGUUAAUCAGAUGGACAGAUAUACAGUGCAUGUUUUAUCCUUAGCCGUUUUAUAAAUAUAAAUAUCCUCUUCCAUCCCCCUCCUUUCUCAAACCCCUCGCCCUUGAUCUCCAUCCUUCUCCUCUUUUCACGCGACAAAGUAGGCGCGAAGCUGAUCUUUUCUCUGAUCGAGUACACCUGUCCGUACUGUCCAAUCUCGAGAUGUUCCUUUCAAAUUGUGUGUGCUGUCUCUCUUUACUUUUCGUCCUUGUUCUCUUGUCUGCAGCAGUAUCGCGUAAACGAGUUUCCAAACGAACCACGAUCGAGUCGUCCCUCGAGAUAUUUAGCGGCUAAGCUUUCGUUUUUGUGUGCAAAGAAGAAAGAAAGAAAGGAAAGAGAAAAUGGAAAAAAUUGUAUCGGGAGGGCCAGAGAAAGAAAAUUCGAAGCAAUCGCAGAAAGUCAAUCCGCGGAGAUAGAAACGCACUACGCCCACAUGUACAUGCAUCCACGUGUGCACACUCCACCGAUCAUCUGAAAAAUAUCCCUUCCCCACCCGCAGCCAUCCUCUCAAAGCGUCGGAAUAUUUUUCGAAUCGGCUUUUUUCUGAACCGUUUUACCCAAAGGCACGAAGCAGCAUCGGUCGUAUUACAGAAUUUUUGGACAAACCGACGCACGAUUCAUGUUCACAUAGGAUUCGCGAAAAUUCUGUGAUCUUUACCAUUUAUGUUCUCUCUUUGUAAGUGAUAUUUAAGGAACGUAAUUAAAGAAAGAGAAAGAAAUAUGCGGACACGGUUUUAGCACGUAAUUAAGCGCGUAGAUUUCCAGUGAAUCAUCGCCUGCCUGCGCACGCUGACAAAUGAAAAGGAAGAGGAACACCGAACAACAAGCAGAAGAAGAGGAAGAAGAAGAAAAAGAAGAACACAAACGAACAAGAAGAAUGUAAAAUCUAGGUAUCUCCGAUCUACUAAGAGCCUCCGUUUCUUCAUUUUUGUAUGCUUCUUUAAGACUGUCUGAUACAGGAAAAAAGGAUAAAUAAAUGUGUACCAAUCUCUGAAUAAAA
Molecule: messenger RNA, 11953 nt
Organism: Bombus pyrosoma
Lineage: Eukaryota; Metazoa; Arthropoda; Insecta; Hymenoptera; Apidae
Product: latrophilin Cirl-like
Exons: 18
Coding region: 2333-6286 (1317 amino acids)
Biological process (GO): cell surface receptor signaling pathway; adenylate cyclase-activating G protein-coupled receptor signaling pathway
Cellular component (GO): membrane
Molecular function (GO): G protein-coupled receptor activity; carbohydrate binding
Source: RefSeq, a predicted model, not a curated record